AGUUCAGUGUCUCUGCCUCUGUACACUGAGCAGCAGCCCUGCCCAGCAAUCACUCAGGUCUACAGGUCACUUACACGUCAGGUGGUUUUAUCCCCAAGUAUGAAGGCAAAGAAACCGCUGACACUCGGCUCUUAAUUGAACAUAAAGCCUGUGGCUGUGAGGAAUGGCGCUCCUAAGCCCUAAGAUUUUCUAUAUGGUGUUUGUCACAGUACUUGCCUGCGCCACUUUAAUGCUUUCUUGGGAAUUUUUACCUGAAAACAUCGGCUGGCCGACCUUCUCUGGAUACAGACCCAAAGAUGAGAGCUUUGUUAUUGUUGGGAAUUUUAAACUCUGGGGCACAAAAGGAAACUCGACUCGACCACCUGAUGAUCUUAAGACACACGGAGAUAAACUUGCUGUUUCAGCAAAGGCAAACUCCGUGUCAAACCCCAAAACUGACCCUCAGAGAGUCUCCACACGUGAACCUGAGACUCCCAUGCCUCCUCUCGACAUAAAGGCCUACAAGAAGCUUCCUAUCUGGGACUUUGAGGAUGUUUAUAACCAGGAUGCCCUACCCAUGCAGACUACUUGUGCCCAAUCUCUGCGAAAGUCCAAGAAUGAGAGCUUCAAGAAGACUUUCCUUCCCAACAUCCGUAUGUAUAUGUAUAAAGACAACGUCAACAUGAGCGAGUGGAACAGGCUGUCACAUUUUAACAACCCUUUUGGUUUUUUGGGAUUCAAGUAUGAAGAAGUGAUGAGAGCAGUGAGGUUGAUCCCAAAGCCAAGAGAGCCGCUCUUUGCUCCAUUGCCGGGCAGUAAUGGGUGUAUUACCUGUGCAGUGGUGGGCACAGGAGGGAUCCUGAAUGGCUCUAAGAUGGGGAAAGAAAUUGAUGCUCAUGAAUACGUUAUCAGGAUGAAUGGUGCAGUCAUUAAAGGUCAUGAGGAGGAUGUGGGAAAUAGAACGUCUGUUUAUGUUCACACGGCCCACUCCAUCACUACAUCAAAGUAUAUUUUCAAGAAGUAUGGAUACACAGCGGCCCCCAGUGAUGAGGGAAUAAAAUACGUCAUGAUACCAGAAGGGAUGAGAGAUUUCAAUUGGCUCACAGGUCUUCUCAAAAGAGAGAGGAUUGCUGCUGGACCGUAUCGCAACUCACGGCCGUGGACCUACUAUAGCGGUCAGUUUAACGAGAGUCGCUUUUAUGUUCUGCACCCGGAUUUCCUCAGAUACGUUCGAAACAGGUUCUUAAAGUCUCGUAAUCUAAAUGCUACAUUCUGGCCAAUCGUCAGACCAACCAAUGGAGCGUUUACUGUCUUCUUGGCGCUGCAGACAUGUGACAUUGUGAGUGCGUAUGGAUUCAUGACCGAAGACCACAAGAAAUACAACAACUACUACUUUGAGAACAAUGUUAAAACACGUGUUAUUUUCUAUUCUAACCAUGACUACAUACUGGAGAAAAAUACAUGGAAAAAACUACAUGACAUGAAAGUAAUAAAGUUAUACCAAGGAGCGGACUCAGAGAAAGGAACAUAAUACUAACUCAAAUUAUGCUUUGAGAAUGGCAGUGCUGAUGUUGGGGGGAACUUUAGGUCAUUUUGUAGAAGAAUAAAAUAAACUAUUUAUUUAUUAA
Messenger RNA from Cheilinus undulatus (humphead wrasse), 1607 nucleotides. RefSeq names its product alpha-N-acetylgalactosaminide alpha-2,6-sialyltransferase 1-like. The record is from RefSeq and is a predicted model, not a curated record. Lineage: Eukaryota; Metazoa; Chordata; Actinopteri; Labriformes; Labridae. Gene Ontology annotation, molecular function: sialyltransferase activity. The transcript has 9 exons. The coding region runs from base 164 to 1510 and encodes 448 amino acids.